Messenger RNA from Aegilops tauschii subsp. strangulata, 457 nucleotides. RefSeq names its product defensin Ec-AMP-D2-like. Gene Ontology annotation, biological process: defense response. NCBI's taxonomy places the organism in Eukaryota, Viridiplantae, Streptophyta, Magnoliopsida, Poales, Poaceae. The record is from RefSeq and is a predicted model, not a curated record.
CCAGCAGCUCCAUCACUCCACCGCCACCCUCGUACAAUGGAGGCUUCACGCAAGCUCCUCUCGGCGGCGAUCCUCCUGGUGCUGCUGCUGGCGGGCACCGGGGAGAUGGGAGGCCCGGUGGCGGUGGCGGAGGCGCGGACGUGCGAGGCGAAGAGCCACAGGUUCAGGGGCCCCUGCGUGCGCCACCGCAACUGCGCCAACGUCUGCAAGACCGAGGGCUUCCCCGGCGGCAAGUGCCGCGGCUUCCGCCAUCGCUGCUUCUGCACCACCCACUGCCGCCAGUAACCAACCCACUACCUCUACUUCGUACGUCCGCCUAGCUGCAGCCUGCCUGCGUGCAUGCUGGCUUGCUCGCACCUUCUGCGUGUAUUGUAGUACUGUGUGUGUCCAUGAAUAAACCUCGGCCUGUCUGUCAUGGCAUGCUGAGAUGGGUAUAAGAAACGCAGGUUCCCUUUUA